GAAAGAAAGAUCACUGCAGUUUGGAAUGUGGCAGAGAAUUCUCUAACUGGAGUGCUCUUCAGAAACAAACGAGAGUUCACACUGGAGAGAAGACAUAUUGCUGUAAUGAAUGUGGUAAACAGUUUUCACAAAAAGGCAAUCUUCAGAGACACACGAGAGUUCACACUGGAGAGAAGCCAUAUUGCUGUAAUGAUUGUGGUAAAAAGUUUUCACAUAUGACCAAUCUUCAGAGACAUACAAGAGUUCACACUGGAGAAAAGCCAUAUUGCUGUAAUGAAUGUGGUAAACAGUUUUCACAUAUGAUCAGUCUUAAGAGACACAUUAGAGUUCACACAAAAGAGAAGCCAUACUGCUGUAAUCAAUGUGGUAAACAGUUUUCACAGAGAGUCAGUCUUCAGAAACACACUAGAGUUCAUUCCAGAGAGAAGCUGUAUUGCUGUAAGGAAUGUGGCAAACAGUUUUCAGAGAUGGACAGUCUACAGAAACACACAAGAGUUCACACCGGAGAGAAGCCAUAUUGCUGUAAUGAAUGUGGUAAACAGUUUUCACAAAUGAGCAGUCUUCAGAGACACACUAGAGUUCACACCGGAGAGAAGCCAUAUUGCUGUAAUCAAUGUGGCAAACAGUUUUCAGAGAUGAGCAAUCUUCAGAGACACACAAGAGUUCACAACAGAAUAAAAACAGUAGCAGUUCAAAAGUCAGUCCAGAAAACAAAGAACCCCUCAGGACUCAAGAGUGAGGUUCAGUCGUGUCCUGAAAAGUAAGCAAACUAAACUUUUGUUGAGAAAUGAAUAUCAAACAGAAACCAUAUUGAUGUUUGGAAUGUGGCAAACAAAUCUGUCAGUGCAGUACACUUUAGAAAAGCACCAAAAUUCCCACUGGAGAGAAGUACAACUGAACUGUCCUGACUAAAGAGUGAGGUUCACUCCUGCCUGUACAGUAAGCACAUGUAACUGACACAAAUCCAUCCUACUUAGUGUUGUGUCAAAAACUAAUCAACACGGAAGAGAAAUAGAAGUUUAUAUCCUUUUUCCUUUUCCACAAACAAAACAAAGAACAGGGUGUCAUACAAACGGCUCCUCACCAAAGCCCCUAAAGCCUCCACCAUGCGCCUAGCUUUGUUUUCAUAACAUACAUAUUACAUAUAGAACUAUUUACAACGUAUUAUACACAUUUCAUCAGAAAAAAGAAAAAAAAAACACUUUACAAUAUACAU
Polypterus senegalus (gray bichir) is the source of this 1216-nucleotide messenger RNA. Its product is annotated as gastrula zinc finger protein XlCGF7.1-like. Lineage: Eukaryota; Metazoa; Chordata; Cladistia; Polypteriformes; Polypteridae. Gene Ontology annotation, molecular function: DNA-binding transcription factor activity, RNA polymerase II-specific; RNA polymerase II cis-regulatory region sequence-specific DNA binding. Gene Ontology annotation, biological process: central nervous system development; regulation of transcription by RNA polymerase II. The transcript has a single exon. Gene Ontology annotation, cellular component: nucleus. The record is from RefSeq and is a predicted model, not a curated record. The annotation marks the transcript as partial.